Molecule: messenger RNA, 759 nt
Organism: Salvia splendens (bonfire salvia)
Lineage: Eukaryota; Viridiplantae; Streptophyta; Magnoliopsida; Lamiales; Lamiaceae
Exons: 2
Coding region: 1-759 (252 amino acids)
Source: RefSeq, a predicted model, not a curated record
AUGAACCUCCAAUUCAAGCUUAUCAGAAUUAAGAAGUUCCCGAAGGUCUGGAACAGAGCGGUGUUUGGCAACAUCCACCAGAACCUGAAGAAUGCUAAGGAGGCAGUUCUAGAGGCCCGGAUCUUAUAUGAUAGCGUGCCCACACCAGCACACAGAGCCGGCCUUAGCAGAGUCUCUGCGGAACUCUUAGUCAUGACCAAGAUGGAAGAAGGCUACUGGACGCAGAAGGCGGCAGUUAGAUGGGCAGCAGAUGGAGAGAGGAACUCCAAGUCCUUCCAUGGUUGGGUCAGGCAGAAGAGAGUGAAGUUGAGGAUACACAUGAUCGAGGCGGGGGGGAGGGAGUUAUGUGAUUGCAGCCAUUGGGGACUUCUCAGUGGGGCGUUCAUGCCUCGGAGCUUCACGGCGACCAUGAUCAUUCUCAUACCGAUGAAACCGAACCCAGUCAUGUGGGGAGGAUACAGACCGAUUAGCCUUUGUAAUGUCACGAACAAGAUCAUCACAAAGAUCUUAGCCUCGAGACUUGCACCUUUGCUCCCUCUUGUCAUCGCGUCGAAUCAUAGUGGAUUCAUCAAGGGCCGCCUCCUUAGUGACAAUGCCCUGUUUGCGCAGGACCUGAUUAAUGACCUGGGAAAGAAGCUAUCGAGCAGAGGGAGGUCGCCCAAUCUGGCCCUCAUGUUAGACAUGGCGAAGGCGUAUGAUAGAGUGCAGUGGCCUUUCUUGUUGAAGGUUCUUGAGAAGAUGGGAUUCUCGCCUACUUAG